Diuraphis noxia (Russian wheat aphid) is the source of this 5920-nucleotide messenger RNA. RefSeq names its product Nipped-B cohesin loading factor (gene Nipped-B). Gene Ontology annotation, biological process: establishment of mitotic sister chromatid cohesion; establishment of protein localization to chromatin; chromatin looping. The record is from RefSeq and is a predicted model, not a curated record. Gene Ontology annotation, molecular function: cohesin loader activity; chromatin binding. Lineage: Eukaryota; Metazoa; Arthropoda; Insecta; Hemiptera; Aphididae. Gene Ontology annotation, cellular component: Scc2-Scc4 cohesin loading complex.
GUUAUAACCCACAUAUAAUAUUGUUAUACAUAUAUACACGUACACUAUAAAUCGAAUGCGUACAUGUAUAACAGUAUAAUAAAAUAAUAUUUUUGUGUAUAUUAUCGCGUGUAUUAUAUGAUUAUUCAUAAUAAUGAACAAUAAAUAUAUGUGUCUUGUGCCGUAAUAUUUUCGUCGUUGUGAGUUUUUUUUUUUAAUUUAAAUUUUUAUUGCGUUCCGUUUGUUUGUUCUCUGUUCUCCGUUAUUGUUGUUUUGRUGAUAAUAAUAAUAAUAAUAGUAAUAACAAUAAUAGUAAUAAUAAUAUGAACGGCGUCUGCGAUUGGUCGCAACUGCAGUUUUCCAGUACUGGUUCCGCGUCCGUCCGUCAUCCAAGAAACAGCAGCAACCGCCGCCGGACCCAACGACUACGAAGCUUGCCAUCACCGCAGCAGUGACGACAACGGCGAUAACGACAGUGGCGGCGGUGACGACGACGACCACGACCGCGGUAUUCUCAAGGGACUCGCGGAAAACACAAACCGAACGUCGGAGGCCGUGAGGGGACGGCGAUACCGCGGGUUUUCGCGUGUGAUGAAGGUAACGUUCACGACAGUCAGUCGCCCGCAAUACGAACUGUCCGUGGUAGUACGAUCGCUGCGCCAACAGMAACGACGUAGGAGACGACCGCUGCAGCAACCGCGGGCCCGCGACGCACCUUCCGCCGUCGGAUGCCAUCUUCGCACUAGGUAGUGACAAAGAUCGUCCGCCACCGCCGAUAACAGUCUGCGAAUCAUUUUCGUUUAAUGUACAGACCGACGCACAACAACACAAACCUGCAAUAUGACUUGAAAGUAGGGUACAACGAUGGUCAUCAAAGGACCAUAGCAAUGAACGGGGAAAUUCCUAGUGUACCUAUAACAACCCUGGCUGGCAUUUCAAGUUUAACAGAUUAUUUGAUAACAGAUAAAAAAAGUUUUCCAACCCAAGUAGAAAAUGAAAGUUCUGAUCCAAAUGACUUUGGAGUAUCACUGACUGAAAGAAUUAAAAGAAGAAAAAGAGCGGCACAACAAUCUGAAGUCAAUGACAAAAAUAAUAGUUUUGACGAAAAUGAAUGUAUUAUAAAACCUAAAUUAAGAAAAGUUGAAAGAAAAUUUGUACCAGUUGUUGAAAAGUUGUCUGUUGAAGAACUUAUGGAAACUAAUACAUAUCAAAAAUUCAACAAAUGCAUAGAAAAAGUAUUUGAGAGUACAGAAGAAAUUGAUACAAUUCUAGAUUUUGGAGAAAAUGAUAUACCGCCAGAAGCUUUAAUACCAAAAUAUGUACUACAAGAAUUAUGUAAUGAAUCUGCUAAACUUAAAACGUUAGGCGCUAUGGAAUCAAUUCCAUCAAACAAAAUAAUUCGCUUACUAAGCAUACUUGAAAAAAAUAUUAGAGAUGGUGCAAAAGUAUCACCAAUAGCUGAUCCAGAAGAUGAUGAAUGUGAAAGAAAACUGUGGAUGGAGUUAGCUAUGGAAAGAGUUAUGCGAGCUGUAGAUGCAUCCCUCACUACUCUCUAUGUGUUAACUUCACCAAGAAUGCAGAAAAAAGUUUAUAUGGAAGAUGUUAUUGAUAGAGUAGUCAUGUUCACAAAGUAUCAACUACAUAAUACAAUUUACCCAGCGUUUGAUCCUGUCUACAGGAUACAUAAGAGUAAUGAUUCGUAUGCAGGAAGUGCACGUAAAAAACGUGCUCAUCCAAAAGAAGUUCGUGAUAAAAAUGUUCUGUCCCUAUAUACCAAGUUGGCAGAAGUAGUUUCACUUUUAGCUGAGCUUUUACAAAUUCAAACACUAACUGAUACAGCUGUUCUUCAUACUUCAUCAAUGGCAGUUUCACCCUUUUUUGUUGAAGAAAUCAGUGAACUACAACUUUCUGCACUAAAGCUUGUUACAACAAUAUUUACAAAAUAUGACAAGCACCGGAAAUUACUAUUAGAUGAUAUACUUGCAUCUAUGGCACGAUUACCAAGUUCAAAGCGAAGCUUAAAAUCAUUUCGAAUUAGUUCUGAAGAGUAUAUUCAAAUGUUAUCAGCUCUUGUCUUACAAUUAAUUCAAUGCAUGGUUGUACUUCCAUCUAAUUUAGCAGAUAAACAAUCAAAUCUUGAUCCUGAUACAUUAAUUGUCAGUAAAUUCAAAACUGCUCGUUCAACUGCAUCAAGUUUUUUGCAUGUAUUUUUAUCAAAAUGUAGUAGUAAAAAUGAAGAAAUCGAUUACCGUCCAAUAUUUGAAAAUUUCAUUCAAGAUUUAUUGACCACUGUGAAUAAACCAGAGUGGCCGGCAUCUGAACUAAUGCUUAGUGUACUAGGGAGGUUAUUGGUUGCCAAUUUUGUUAACAAAAAUCUAGAUAUGUCUCUUAGAGUAGCCUCCUUAGACUACCUUGGUGUUGUAGCAGCAAGACUUAGAAAGGACUCUGUUACUUCUCAAUUAAGAUUAAAAACUAUUGAUUCCAUAAUUAUGGACAUACGGACAGAAGAACUGAAGGAUGAAGAUGGAAAUCUAAUGGAAGAAGUUCAAGAAGUUAAAGAUGAUGAGGAAAGAAUACAGUUUUUGCAAAGGGUUCUUUUAGAUUAUUUGGCUAUUAGAAGUCUUUCAGAACCAGCUUUAAGACAUGCACGGCAUUUCUAUUUAGCUCAAUGGUACCAAGAUAAUACCGAUGCAGGAAAAUCAUCAGAUUCUUUAUCAAAAAGGAAAAAGGAAAAACGCUCUCGGAAAAAAUAUGGUUCUGAAGACGAAGACGAUGGUGAAAGUAGUGAUUCAAGUAAAGAAAAUGAAUCUCGAAUAGAUGAAAAUAAAGCUAUAGAAAAUUCAAGACUAUGUGAUCAGAGAAAAGAAUAUUUGUUAACUAAAAUCAAUCCUUACGAUAAUCAAUCUACACAAGUUAUGCAAACAUACAUUGACUAUGAUAGUGCUGAAUUAGUAGCAAGAUAUUUAGCUUCUAAGAGACCAUUUUCUCAAAGUUUUGAUACUUAUCUUAAGCAUAUUAUCAAGGUUUUAAUGGAAACCUCGGUGAAUAUAAGGACUAAAGCUAUGAAGUGUUUGACAAUGAUUGUUGAAGUGGAUCCCGGUGUCUUGGGUUUGAAAGAAAUGCAAUUGGGUGUGAGCCAUUCUUUUCUUGACCACUCAACAUCAGUUAGAGAAGCUGCGGUUGAUUUAGUUGGGAAGUUUGUUUUAAGUCGUCCAGAAUUAAUUGACAAAUAUUAUGACAUGCUAUCUACUCGAAUAUUGGAUACGGGUGUCAGUGUACGAAAACGAGUUAUAAAAAUUAUGAAAGAUAUAUGUAUUGAAUGUCCAGACUACUCAAAAAUUCCAGAAAUAUGUGUAAAAAUGAUACGACGUGUAAAUGAUGAAGAUGGUAUAAAAAAAUUAGUUAUGGAAGUGUUUCAAAAUAUGUGGUUUACUCCAGUACGAGAAAAGCCUUCCCUUGAUACCAAGAUGUUAUUGAGGAAGGUAUUAAACAUUACUGAUGUGGUAGCAGCAUCAAAAGAAUUGGGCUUAGAAUGGUUUGAGCAACUAUUAUUAAGUUUGUUUAAACCUAAAGAAGAUAAAGAUGAUACAGCAAAAGUAUCUACUGAACCCCCGAAAGCUUUACUUACUGCUUGUAAGCAAAUUGUGGACUGUUUAGUAGAAAAUGUUGUGACACUUGAUGGAGGUGGCGGAGGUACAUCACARCAGCUUGUAGCAUGUCUUACUACAUUAUAUCUAUUUGCUAAAAUACGGCCACAACUAUUAGCUGCGCAUUCUCUCACUCUUCAACCAUAUUUGAGUUUAAAAUGCCAGACACAAGGUGAUUAUCAAAUUAUCAGUUGUGUUGCAAGGACACUUGAACUUGUUGUUCCAUUAAUAGAACACCCUAGUGAAAUAUUUUUAUCUCAACUUGAAGAGGACGCAGUUAAACUUAUCAUGAAGCAUGAUCAAACUGUGAUCUUGAGUUGUAUUUCGUGUCUUGGAUCGGUGGUCAACAAUGUAACAAGAAAUUUCAAGCUUAUCAGGGAUUGUUUUGGAAUAUACUAUAAAUAUUUAAGUAAUUUUCAAAAGUUACAUCAAGAUAGACAGACCAAUCCUCAAGGUUUAAUACCAUUACGGCCAAUAUUUCGUCGUUCUAUCUACAUCAUAGGCCUAAUGUUAAGAUUCUUUGAUUUUACUGAUAAAGAGGUUUAUGGUGAUGCAUAUCCAGACAAUAUCAGAGAUUUAGUGUAUGAUAUAAUGUCAUAUUUCAUGCAUACAAAUGAAGAUGACACUAAAUUAUUUGCUUUAAAAGCUAUUGGAUCAAUAUGUAUUAGGCAUUAUGAUUUUAUGCUGUGUCAAGAUCUUAUGAACACAUAUCUUGAUAUUUUAUCAAAUAACAGUGUUCCAAAUAUAAUGAAAUCUCAAAUUUUGAAUAACAUUGAAAUAUACUUGGAAGAAGAAGAAAAACGAAUGAUCAAACAGGAUUUAGAAUGGUCAAAAAUGUCUAAAAAGGAGAAUUUAAAAGAAAUGGGCGAUGUUUCUUCCGGAAUGGCUAGUACAGUUAUUCAGUUAUAUCUCAAAGGAAUAUUAAAUUCGUUUUUACACACUAGUGUUCAAGUUCGGCAAGCUGUACUCAAAGUUAUACAAUUAAUUUUAGCCCAAGGACUUGUACAUCCUGUUCAGAUUGUACCUUAUCUGAUAUGUAUGAGUACCGAUACAGAGAAAUCAGUUAGCAGCCGUGCUGAUAAGCAUUUACAAGAGAUUGAAAAGAAAUAUCCUGGGUUUAUACACAUGGGUGCUCAAAAUGGAAUUAAAUUGUCAUUUCAAUUACAAAGCAUUGUUCAAACAGAUGGUGAAAUGGUUCGAGGAUAUCGCCUAAAAGAAAAUGACACUAUCCCAACUGCUUUAAAUGGAUGUCUUUAUUCUAUAUUGAGAACUAAACAACAACGUAGAGCUCUAGUAUUGUCAAUUUUAAAACAAUUUGAAGAUCAAGGCAAAACAAAUUUAGCUCAAAUGCUAUACCUGGCCGACAACUUAGCAUAUUUUCCAUUUCAAUCACAAGACGAGCCUUUAUUUAUAAUUCAUCACAUUAAUACAAUGAUAUCAGUAAAUGGAACUAAUUUGCUUCAAAAUUUUAGAGAGGGUCUACUUCCAAAUCCUAAUGCACCAGUACAAUCUAAUAAAGUAGAAGGUGGCGUUGAAGACGAAGAAGAUGAAGAUGAAGGAACACUUGUCGAUAGAGUACCUGAUGAUAUAACAUCCCUUCAAGAAGUUCUUAUAAAAUCUCAAGGCUGCCUUCUACUUUUAGUUCUUAAACUAUAUUUGAAAACUGUUUAUGGGAUAACAGAUUUAAAAAUCACUCAAUAUUCACCAUCAGAAUCUAGUAAAAUGUAUGAUAAGAAUUUAAGCAGAAAGUCAAAUACAAAAUUCAAUCCUAAAGCCACAAUUCAAAAGCUUAAAUAUGGAUUAGAAAUAAAUACUGAAGACUUAAACAAUGUGCAAUCAACACCAAAGGUUCCUAAAUUGACGAUCAUACCUCCAAAACCUCCAUCGUCCAAGCAUUCUCAUCACCAUCAUCGAUCACACAAAUCAAAAAAAGCAGAUCGUCCUAAAAAACAUCAUCAUAAGCGAAAGAAAGCUAAAGGUGGUGGCAGCUCUGAAGAUAGUGAUAAUGUCUAUAGCGAUCCAGAUUUCUUAAUAUAAACAGGUACCUUAUUGUAAUUUAAAUGUGCUGUAAAUAGAUUUGUUGUAAAGUUUUUUUGUUGACAGAUGAAUUAUUUAUUUUUAUGGAUAAUUAAUAUUAGAUUAUAAGUGCUCAAUUGAUCAUUCUUCUAUGCCUUGUGCACUUGAAUACUUAAGUGUUUUUCAAUAUGAGCACAUAUUGUGAGGUCUGAAACUUAAAAUGUCAUUUGGUUUUACAUUAUUUUAUUUUGAAAAUAAAUUAUAUUUUCCGAAUUGUA